AUGUCAGGGAAACGGGUCAUAGCAAUAUGUAUAUCUGGUGGGGAGUUUCAGACAGAGAAAGGCGGAGUGCUGUCUUACAAAGGCGGCGAGGCUCACGCAAUAGACGUGGACGAUCAGAUGAAAUUCAAAGACUUUAUCUCAGAAAUUGGGGAUGUGUUUAAUUGCGACGCCGCGACGGUUUGUCUCAAAUACUUUCUCCCCGACAACAAGAAGACUCUCAUCUCCAUCUCUAACGAUAAAGAUUUGCAACGGAUGAUCAAGUUUCACGAGAACUCAAACUCCGCAGACGUCUAUCUCAUACCCGAAGAAGCUGCUCCCGACAUUUCAAACAUGCCAGCGAGCAGAUCAAGCAGAACGACAUUGUCUGAAACGAUCCCUCCAGUUCCAAUGGACGACAUGAUAGACGACACAACGGGACCAGAAGAUCCCCUCCUCUCUCUCUCAGUCUCAGCUCCUCCUGAUGUAACUAUGGAGCAGGUCGUGAACCGAGCUGCAGAUGCACAGAUUGUUACUAACCCACCCGAUAUAAUGUCAUCGAUUCUUGAAGCUCCGAAUCCGAAAGGAGAUAUUCUCACAAAGGCGAGAACACAGCAGUGGCAGAACACGAUUACAGGUGUUGGACAGAGGUUUAAAAACGUCGGCGAGUUCCGUGAAGCGCUGCGCAAGUACGCGAUCGCGAACCAGUUUGGAUUCCGGUACAAGAAGAACGAUAGUCACCGAGUGACGGUUAAAUGUAAAGCUGAAGGUUGUCCUUGGAGGAUCCAUGCUUCGAGGCUAUCGACCACUCAGCUGAUCUGUAUCAAGAAAAUGAACCCAUCACAUACUUGUGAAGGUGCGGGAGGCAUCAACGGUCUUCAGACGAGUAGGAGCUGGGUUGCUAGCAUUAUAAAAGAGAAGCUGAAAAAGGAUCUGCAUGAGACUUGCCCGAUAAAUUUCGUCGCGGAUCAACAGAAGGAUCUGCAUGAGUCUUGCCCGAUCACUUUCGUCGCGGAUAGACAGAAGAAUCUGCAGGAGUCGAUCCCGAAAGUGUUUGCACACUCGUAUCACGCGUAUUGCUUGCGGUAUCUGACGGAAGAGCUCAUCAGAGACUUGAAAGGACCCUUCUCUCACGAGAUCAAGCGGUUAAUCGUCGAUGACUUUUACUCGGCAGCUUACGCCCCGAGAGCGGAUUCAUUCGAGAGACAUGUGGAGAACAUCAAAGGUCUCUCGCCGGAGGCUUACAAUUGGAUCGUGCAAAAUAGCCAGCCCGAUCACUGGGCCAACGCUUACUUUCCCGGUUCCCGGUACAACCACAUGACUUCAAACUCAGGUGAACCUUUCUUCAGCUGGGCUUCCGACGCCAACGACCUACCGAUAACACAAAUGGUGGAUGUGAUCCGCGGGAAGAUCAUGGGACUGAUCCACGCGAGACGGAUAAAAGCCGCGGAGGCUAAUGGAAGAUUGACUCCUUCCAUGGAGAUAAAGCUAGAGAAGGAGUGCGUGAAAGCGCAAACACUUCACGUAGCGGCAUCCGCGGAUAAUAAUCUGUUUCAAGUCCGUGGAGAGACGUACGAGCUGGUGAACAUGACGCAGUGGGACUGUAGCUGCAAAGGCUGGCAGUUAACGGGUCUACCGUGUCACCACGCGGUUGCAGUUCUCAGCUGUAACGGACGUAGCCCUUACGACUUCUGUGUUAGAUAUUUCAGUGUUGAGAACUACAGGCUCACAUACUCGAUGUUGAUCAAUCCGGUUCCGUUGUUAGAAGGAGAGAUGUGUAGAGAGAGCUCCGGGGGUUGA
Messenger RNA from Thlaspi arvense, 1776 nucleotides. Lineage: Eukaryota; Viridiplantae; Streptophyta; Magnoliopsida; Brassicales; Brassicaceae. The record is from the annotation of a GenBank genome assembly.